AUGGCCCAAAAAGUGGCCUGCACCUAUCCUCCAGAGUUAAGCCAUCACCGUCGUCAGGUCAGUUUGGCGAUUUCCGACACCGAAGUCGAUUUACCUGAUGAUCUGGAGUCCCGAUAUCCCCAACUCGGUUCGGCGAUUUCCGACGCCGAGCUUGAUUUCCCUGAUAGUCUAGGGUCUCAAUAUCCCCAACCCGGUUCGAAUGCUUCAGUGGUCCCUUUGGAGAGUCUCGGUCACUGUCAGCUUGCACAGAAGGAUCCUUCCUCGGAGUUGCCGCAAUAUAAUAUAUGCGAGGAAAGCACAGAACUCGAAGGUUUCGCCGCAAGCUCAGCGAACCUCGCCCUGGAUUCGACGUGGCAGAACAUGUGGCUCAGCAACCUCGACAGUACGUCGGCAUUGAUAACGAAUCGUGACCCAGCCCUCCACUUUCAGUUCCUUAUUCGUUUUGCGAAGAACCGAGGCCUUGCAGACACAUUUGAGAUUGGCAAAUUCACUCCGGAUGCUCAACAAUCAUCUUGCGGUCGUCAGAAUGUCGAAGCACGGGAUUACGGCCUUGGGUUAUCCAAGGGACAGGUCGCAUCAGAGACCAGUCCAACAGAAUUGAGCCAGCUUGCACAAGAUCGGACACUCAUAAUUCAGUUUUCAACUGGGGAUCCAAGCCUGAGAACUUUGUGCAAUGACCCGCUUCUGAUGAAGACUAUGGAAAUAUGUAAUGGACUCAAAACGACACUGGCGAACAAAUCAGUGAAUUCGGCGUUGUCAAUGGAAUGGUCCCCCCUGACCGAGGCCAUGGCCCAGCAAUUUUUCUGCCCAUCGAACCUGAGAUCUUUCAUGCAGAGAUAUUGGACAUUGUGGCAUCCCCACUGGCCUUGUAUACAUAGGCCUACAUUUUGUUAUCGUACAACUGCAAGCACACUUCUAGCAGCUCUUGUUCUGAUUGGGGCUAGCCUUUCAUCACACAGCCAUGAUCGUGACAAUGCUAGCAUCUGGUUUGACGUGGUUGAGGAGUGGGUAUUCAACGAUCCAUACGUGUCGUCGGUGGCGACAGGCCGGGACGACCAGCAUCUCUUUGAGAAGGACGAAGUUGGAAAGAUUCAAGCUCUUCAAUCCACCUAUGCGGUUUUCAUCUACCAAUAUUGGCAGGGCCGAGAAUCUGCGAAGACAAGAGUCCGUCGAGUUCGAUUUAAUGUACUGGUCGGGAUCAUGAGAGACAUUGGCGCCGGCAAAGCACAACAUGUACAGGUUCCCCCGUUUAGUCAGGAACGCUUUGACUGGAGAGAAUUUGUCAAGACCGAGGAGUUAAUACGACUCAUGACGUUUGUGUUUGUUAUGGACACUGGCCUUACCACCUGGCACAACACUCCUACAAAGCUCGUCCUCCGCGAACUAGAGAUGGCACCUGCGUGUCCUGAGCUGUGUUUUCAGGCAGAGUCAGCUGCUGGAUGCGCGGACAAACUCAACGCCUGA
Messenger RNA from Cladophialophora psammophila CBS 110553, 1464 nucleotides. RefSeq lists its product as uncharacterized. Gene Ontology annotation, molecular function: DNA-binding transcription factor activity, RNA polymerase II-specific; RNA polymerase II cis-regulatory region sequence-specific DNA binding; zinc ion binding. NCBI's taxonomy places the organism in Eukaryota, Fungi, Ascomycota, Eurotiomycetes, Chaetothyriales, Herpotrichiellaceae. Gene Ontology annotation, biological process: regulation of transcription by RNA polymerase II; DNA-templated transcription. The coding region runs from base 1 to 1464 and encodes 487 amino acids. Gene Ontology annotation, cellular component: chromatin. The record is from RefSeq and is a predicted model, not a curated record. The transcript has 3 exons.